UUAAUAUCGUAUGUGGUAUUAUUAUUCUACAAAUAAACAUUAAAUUAUCUGUUAUUUAUAAUAUUAUUGGGUAGCUAAGGUAAACUCUAGCUAAGUGACGCCUAAAUUAAAAAUUAAACCUUUUUUUGUAAAAUAAAUUGUAUUCAACUUCGCCUAGUAACUCACAAUUAUUAUUAUACAAAUAAAAGUGGGCCAUAUUAAUUUCUUAAUAAAUGUAUUUGUAGAUGAAGAUUACUAUAUCUGAAAGAUGCAUUUUUAAUUUGUGGACAUUAAGCUAAAAACUAAUUUAUGGACGAAUUUCCUUGACUUAAUUACAACAGUAAAUCAAAAUGCUUAUAAAUGCAUGUGAUCCAAUUUUCAAUGCCAGAAUACAUUUGGAUGGAAGUUGUAUAUCUCGAGAAAACUAUUCUGUUGAAAACCUUCUAUCAUCUGAUGAAGAAUUACGAAAAAGAGGUUUUUUGUGUGAAACAUUCAUCCGGCCGCCUAUUAGUUUAACAGUCUGUUUCUCGUUUUCUUUUGAUAUUAAAUAUGUAGUGAUUGGUACUAGAGUAGGGGGUCAAAAAUCUUCAGGAUUUCAAUUAUCUGCUGGGCGUAACAAUAAUGUACUAAGAAUCUGUUCAAUGAUAACUGAAAAAGACACAAUCGUAUUUCAUGACAACAACACGGAUUUAUCUUCCUUUGGAAACAAUUAUGAUAAAUGCUGUUUUAACAUUUCAGCUAGUAGAUCUAUUAGGUCAGCUGAAAUGUUGUCAGUACGUAUAUUCAAAACAGUAAAUUCUAUUCCAGCAAUUAGUAAAUUGGAGGUUUGGGGAAAGAUUUCUUGUAAUGUUUCUCUACAAACACGACAAAUAAUUACUCUUAAAUGGGAAGAAAGUAAAAAACCAAAAGCAAAACAAGUUGAAAUCAUUAAUAACCAACAAAUUAUAGAAAAAAAUCCAGAUAAUUUUAAAAUAUGUGAAGACUUUUUAGAUUCAAUUACUUAUGAAAUAAUGAAUUAUCCUAUGGUUUUACCUUGUGGGAAGUAUGUUGAUAGAUCGACUAUUGAAAAAUGCUUUGAACAUGACGCCACAUACGGGCGUACACCUUGUGAUCCUUUUACUGGAAUACCAUUCACAGACACAUUAAAACCAAUAUUUGUACCUGAAUUAAAAGGACGAAUUGAUUCUUUUCUUAUAAAACAUGUAGACAAUGAAAAUAUUAAGUGUUUACCCCGUACAGUAGGUAAACGAAGUUUUAGUUUUUAUACAGAACGGCAAACAAAAUUAGCCAAAUUACAAUGUAGUACUUGUUAUGAAAAUAGCAAUUUGUAUUCUUUACCUUGCAAACAUCUGCAAUGUAGAAAUUGCCUAAAGGCUGAGAAUAACCAGUGCAACAUUUGCCAUAGAAAUUUUAAUCGAAGUCAAGUUAACAAAUAUCACGAAAACCAUUAAAAACUUGGAAUUUUUAUUUUUAUUUUAAUUUUUUUUUAUUUUUAUUUUUUUUUUUUUUUUGUUUAAUUGAAAUCAGUUAUUAUAACUUAAUUUAUUUUAAUUUUUAAUUACUUGGAUAACAUUCACUUUUCAAGUGAAU
Molecule: messenger RNA, 1569 nt
Organism: Sipha flava (yellow sugarcane aphid)
Lineage: Eukaryota; Metazoa; Arthropoda; Insecta; Hemiptera; Aphididae
Product: RING finger protein 37
Exons: 3
Coding region: 330-1430 (366 amino acids)
Biological process (GO): protein polyubiquitination
Cellular component (GO): nucleus
Molecular function (GO): ubiquitin protein ligase binding; ubiquitin-ubiquitin ligase activity
Source: RefSeq, a predicted model, not a curated record